Molecule: messenger RNA, 1704 nt
Organism: Dendroctonus ponderosae (mountain pine beetle)
Lineage: Eukaryota; Metazoa; Arthropoda; Insecta; Coleoptera; Curculionidae
Gene: Acph-1
Product: prostatic acid phosphatase
Exons: 3
Coding region: 222-1466 (414 amino acids)
Biological process (GO): dephosphorylation
Molecular function (GO): phosphatase activity
Source: RefSeq, a predicted model, not a curated record
UAACCUGCAAUUAUCAAAUGAAACUGUCAUUUUUGUAUACAUUCAGCAUUCAACACUGUUAUGGUGGUUUACAUUGGGGUAGUUUCACGUUUGAGCGAAACAUAUGGUACCCAAAUAUAAAUCUCUUUAACUCCGCAUUUCCUCUAGUCUAGUUUCUUACUUAUUGAUGGCUGUGUUAUCUUUUUGAGAGUAUUUUUUCGUACUAAUCCUAUUUAAUAACAAUGUUUCAACUCUUUGUCCUCCUCACUUUUGUCGCUGCAUUUCCUCCCUCAUUUGCUGUUUCCAGUGAUUUGGACGCAGUUGUGGUAGUCUUUCGCCACGGCGACAGGACUCCAGUGAGUCCAUAUCCAAAUGACCCCUACAAGAACCGGUCCUAUUGGCCAGUCGACUGGGGAAUGUUAACAAAUGUGGGCAAACUUCGGCAUUACAACUUAGGCCAAUACUUCCGACAACGAUACGUCGACUUCCUUCCUCGGUUGUACUCGGAGAAAGACAUCUACGUUCGAUCUACAGACGUAGAUCGAACUCUGAUGUCUGCUCAAGCGAAUCUGGCUGGUCUUUAUCCGCCGGUUGGCACCGAUGUCUGGAAAGAUAACCUGGCAUGGCAACCAAUACCUAUACAUUCCAUACCUGAAAACAUGGAUGCUGUGCUAGCGGCCAAGAAACCGUGUCCUUUGUACGAUAUAUAUUUGCAAGAUUUAUUUAAAAGCGAAUAUUUUUGGAAGGUGAACCGUUUAAAUCAUGAUCUGUAUGCCUAUUUGAGUAGGUAUUCGGGUAGGACUGUGAGUACUCUCAAAAGUCUGGAAUACCUAUAUAACACUCUCUUCAUUGAAGCUUCCAACAAUUUCACAUUGCCCAAUUGGACCAAUACAGUUUACCCGAAGAAAAUGCAACCGUGGGCGGCUUUAAGCUUUGCCACGGCGACUUUUAAUGAGAAGCUGGCCCGUUUGAAAUCCGGUCCUUUUUUCAAUGAAUUAAUCACUUAUUUUAAAAAUCGUACUGAUACACCCAAAGGGGCCCAGUACUAUUCUCCAAAGUUCUUGAUGUAUUCCGCCCAUGACACCACCGUUGCAAACUUGCUUAAUUCCAUGGGAGCGUUUGAGUAUCAUUGUCCUCCAUACACGGCAACCAUAAUCUUCGAACUACAUAAACCUAGUCAGGGUUCGCCUUAUUUGAAUAUUUUUUACAAAAACACCUCCGAAGCUCUUCCAGUUAAACUCGAAACAUGCGAUAUCAACUGUGACUUCCAGUCCUUUCAGAAAAUUAUGGCCCCCAUUACUAUUAGUGUUGCUGAAUGGAAGUCAGAGUGUAAUAGUGUUAUCGCUCAAAAAAUUGCAUAUUUUGCAAUGUUUGUGGUGUUGUUUUUCAUGGUUAUUAGCAUCGUAUUAUUUGCCACGAUAGCAAUGAAAAAUCGACGAAGACCAGUUCAGUUGUUGUACACUCAACUGCCUGGCGAAUACAAUUAAUUUGAAAUUGCGUCGCUGAAAAUUGCACAAUCCUAUCCUGACAAUUCAAUGAAAUUUCCCUAAAUCCGUCUUCUUGUGUAUGUGCAUCUGAUUUUCUUUAGUGACCCAUAUUCACAUCGAGUUUCGUUCAGUCUGGACACUGGUUGCAUUUCUUUAAAAAAAAUCUUUAUAAUCUGUCCGACAUAGAUUUUAACAAAAAAACAAUGUGAAGGAAAGCCAAUAAAUUUACUACCGAAAA